Molecule: messenger RNA, 1431 nt
Organism: Glycine soja
Lineage: Eukaryota; Viridiplantae; Streptophyta; Magnoliopsida; Fabales; Fabaceae
Exons: 1
Coding region: 1-1431 (476 amino acids)
Biological process (GO): positive regulation of growth
Source: RefSeq, a predicted model, not a curated record
AUGGCUCGUUGUCCCGGAGCGACGGCGAACCUCUGCUUCCUCUUCUUCCACCACCACCACGAGCCGUCCCCGCCGCCGGACACCCUCGGCAUCCUCGCCUUCGACGCCGCCAAGACCAUGUGCCGCCUCGUCUCCCUCUACAACUCCCUUGACCACCAAGAAAUCCUCCACCUCCGCCGCCACGUCAUUAGGUCAAAAUCCGUCUCUAAACUCAACUCCCGUGAUGAGUGCUUCCUCCUCACCUUCGCCUGCGCCGAGCGCCUCGAGGACCUCAACCUCUCCGCCGCCACCGUCUCCCGCCUCGCCACGCGCUGCUUCGACUGCAACCUCGCCCGUUGCUUCGAGUCCGUCGACGCCCGGAAGCUCAAGUUCGGAACAAAGGACGUGGAGAGCAAAAUUGAGAACAUGGAGAAGCUCGUGUGCGCCACACGGAGCCUCCACAAGGCGAUGGAGUCGCUGACGAAGAUGGAAGCUUUGGAGAGGAAGAUGCAAAAGUGGAGAGCCAUUAGGGCAAACCAUGGCCUAAAAGUGAAGGUUGAAUGCUUCAAUGAUAAGAUCAUGUUUUAUCAGAGACAGGUUGUUUAUUUCAAGCAGGUUUCGCUUUGGAACCAGACAUUUGACAAGGUUGUCGGGCUCAUGGCGAGAAUCGUUUGCAUUGUUUACAACAGAAUAUGUUCGGUUUUCAGAACCUUUGUUACGGGCGAUGUCAAACGUAGAAAUCUAAACAACAACAACAACAAUGGUGUUGUAAAACGACAUAUUGUCGAAAACAGUUGUUGUAGGAUUGAGCAUCGCGAGUUGUAUAGGAUGAAUCUUUGCAUGUUCGACCAAACCGAGGAGGCGUUGAAGAAGCGCGCGUGGGGGUGUUGUAACGCGAGGAAGAGAGCUCUUACCGGGGUUUUCCGGUUUCACCACGCGCCGCCGCGGGAGGGCGGCGAGGUGUCAGGUAACAACCGUGUCAUGAGGCUGGCGCCGGAGAAUACGGUUGGCGGGGCGGGGCUUUCGCUGAGGUAUGCCAACGUUAUUUUGUUGGCGGAACAGUGCAUGCACGCGGCUGAUGCCGCGAUUGGGAACGACGCGCGUGUUGCGUUGUAUGAUAUGUUGCCCGGGAGGUUGAAGGUGAAGUUGAGGGGGAAGUUGAAGAGUGAGUGGUUGGAAUGGGAGAAAUUGGAGGGCGGAGAAGAGGAGCAUUCGACGGCGGCAACGCGACGGCACGCGGCGGCGGCGGAGGUGAUGGAGAUAUUGGUGCCAGUGGCUCAUGACAUGGUGAGGUGGCAAGCGGAGAGGAACUUGGAGAAGCAAAAGUUUGAGACGAAGCCCACGGUGUUGUUGUUGCAAACUUUGCAUUACUCGGAUUUGGAGAAGGUGGAGGAGGCCAUUGUGGAGGUGUUGGUUGGGUUGAGUUAUAUGUAUUGGAACCGAAAUUUAUGA